This is a messenger RNA of Dicentrarchus labrax (European seabass), 1810 nucleotides long. RefSeq names its product malate dehydrogenase 1B, NAD (soluble) (gene mdh1b). The record is from RefSeq and is a predicted model, not a curated record. Bases 163 to 1566 code for a protein of 467 amino acids. Gene Ontology annotation, molecular function: L-malate dehydrogenase (NAD+) activity. Gene Ontology annotation, biological process: oxaloacetate metabolic process; malate metabolic process; tricarboxylic acid cycle. Lineage: Eukaryota; Metazoa; Chordata; Actinopteri; Moronidae. The transcript is spliced from 10 exons.
AUAUUUGUUACGGUUAAUAAGACCGACCUGUGACAUUUGUAAAUCGUAGGUCUCGCAGUUGUUGUAAGACUUUCUGGUGUGUUUCGUUUGCGGUGCUUUCCACACGGACUCAAAUAAGCGCAACACCCACAGUUUCUAGGCAACGAACGCCAACUGGAUGGAAUGGCAAAAUUUGUGCUUGCGGGCAAAACAGACUGUCCCCAUUAUGCCAAAGCGGAACUAUUGGCAGACAGUCUACAGCGAUCUCUGCCGAACUUCAGGAUCCACAAGAUCUCCAUCCUCCCAGAUGAAUGGAAGGAAUGGCUGGAGGUCACCUGCAGUAGAAACGGAUGGAAACACGAGCAGUCCCCUUUGAUCUGGAGGGAACUGGUGGCCCAAGGGGGCAAAGGGAUGCUUCUAGGGGGCUUCAGUGACUUCCUAGAGCAUUGUCAGGGUUACUACAGCAUCACAUCAGACAUGCCUACAGAUAUAAUGCUGAGUGUCGCAGCAGAGAACCUGGAAACCAAGAUGAACCUUAUCGUGGAGGAGCAGCAUCGCGCGAGCCUUAUCAAACCCCUUUGCAUAUGGAUCAGCAGUGCUCUCAGCCCCACCUGCCACUUCCUGAUCCCCAGUCUGCUCUCUGCCGAGGUGUUCCCCCAUGUUUCUGCCAUCAACCUCCACCUACUGGACCUUGAUGGGAGCAAGGAGGAGUUGCAGCAGCUGAGGAUGGAGACAGAGGACCUGGCACUUCGUCUGCUCCAUCAAGUGACCAUCCAAACAGAUCUGGGACAGGCCUUCCAGGGAGCGGAUGUCAUUCUACUGCUGGAUGAGUGCUGGUCUGAUGACAGUGACACAGAGAAUGAGGAUGAGGAAAAGAAGAAGAAAAGGGUAAAGGGGAUCUCAGACAGGUACAGAGAGUACGGACAGCUGAUUGACUCGAGGGCCAACAAGGAGGUGAAGGUGAUUGUGUCCGGUGACUCCUGUGCCAACCUGAGAUGCUCGCUCCUUUUGGACAACGCACGCUCCAUCGACAGCCACCAGUUUAUCACCAUGGCAACGCAGCUGGAGAAUGAAGCCAGGGCUGUCAUUGCGAAGAAGCUGAAAGUGAAGACUUCAGAUAUCACAGACGUCAUCGUCUGGGGGAACAUCAGUGGUAGUUUCUACAUUGACCUGCAGAGGGCGAAGGUUUUCAACUAUGAUGGGGCAAUCAAAGGGCCAGCUUUCUUCUCCCAGCCAAUCCAAAAGAUUCUCCAUGACAGGAAAUGGUUGCAAACAGACUUUCAAGAAUUGGUAGGUUGUCAACGUGCAGCUGUGGCUUCAAAGAGCGGCCGAGCAGCUGCAAUGUCGCUCGCCAAUGGGAUCCUUGCGGUCCUCAAGGCUUGGAAUGGCAUUUGUGGUCCAGAUGAGGUCUUCUCUGUGGGUGUACUUUGCCCAGGCUUCUAUGGUCUCCCAGCUGGCAUCGUCCUCUCUGUUCCAGUCACCUUCACAGACGGCAAAUGGUCCGUGCUGUCUGACGUGACCGUCGGAGACGAGUUGAAGGAGAGACUUCAGCUCUCUGCAAGGGAACUCAAGGAGGAAAAAGAAUGAUUGUCCUGAAUGAAGAAGACACUUGAUAUUAAACUUGCUUUGUGAAGAUUUUCCUGUAAAAUUGGAAGAAAUGACUUGCAUAUUGAGAACACAGACUAAAAAACACACAGGUUAGAAGUCACGAUCAAAGGGAAAUAUUUGUUUCAGUUUGUUCUUUUAUUCUCUUACUUUCACAUGUGAAGUUGCAGUUUUAUUUUUUUACCAGUUUAAUGACAAUAAAUCUUUUCCCGCCCUGUGAAACUCA